AUGCUGGCGGCGUGCCACGCGCUGCACCUCCUGCAGGUGGCGGACCGGGAGUCGCACGCCGUGGCCGAGGCGCGGGAGACGGCGGCGCGGCUGCAGCGGGAGCGGCGCGCCGUCGGACGCGUCUUCGAGACGAGCCGCGACAUGUACGAGGUGCUGCGCCUGACGAUGGACCUGUGGCGGAGCAACAAGGACGACAUGGACGCGUACCUGCACGGCCUCAAGCAAAAGUACCGCGCCAUCGGCGGGCUGCAGCAGGACUGCGAGGACUAUGUCGACGUGGGCCACGUCGAGGACACGGUCGAGGAGACGCUGCAGAUGAUGCAGGCGUGCCAGCACAGGUUCGAGGAGGCGCAGAAGAAGUGGUGGGAUGCGAAGCAGGAGUAUCAGAGCGAGCAGCCGGAUCUGCGUAUGAGUUCUCCUGAGGACUAUGGUGUCGAUUCUGAGUAG
Messenger RNA from Cordyceps militaris CM01, 447 nucleotides. RefSeq lists its product as uncharacterized. NCBI's taxonomy places the organism in Eukaryota, Fungi, Ascomycota, Sordariomycetes, Hypocreales, Cordycipitaceae. The transcript has a single exon. The record is from RefSeq and is a predicted model, not a curated record. Bases 1 to 447 code for a protein of 148 amino acids.